This is a messenger RNA of Perca flavescens (yellow perch), 3431 nucleotides long. It is a transcript of the gene elp2, whose product is annotated as elongator acetyltransferase complex subunit 2. Lineage: Eukaryota; Metazoa; Chordata; Actinopteri; Perciformes; Percidae. Bases 39 to 2558 code for a protein of 839 amino acids. Gene Ontology annotation, biological process: tRNA wobble uridine modification. The transcript is spliced from 22 exons. Gene Ontology annotation, cellular component: elongator holoenzyme complex. The record is from RefSeq and is a predicted model, not a curated record. Gene Ontology annotation, molecular function: protein binding.
GCCACAUUUACAGCAACGCCACAUCUACAGCUUUCAAGAUGGCGGCGCCCGUAAUUGAAACAUGCCAUGUAGCUUGUUGUGCAAACAGGACUCCAAAUGUUGUUUCUUGGGGUCGUGGGGGGACCAUUGCCUUUGGGACAUGUACCUCCGUAGCUCUGUACGACCCACAGGAGAGGCGAGUUGUGGCUGUGCUGAAUGGACACACAGGAAGAGUGAAUACAGUCCAGUGGAUUAACAGACAGGACUGUGCUCCAGAGAAUCAUCUUGUCUCAGGAGGCUCAGACAAUCGGCUUAUCGUCUGGGAGGUUAAAAAUGGGAAGUUCAUCCAGUCGGUGGAGUGUAAGGGCCACACUGGUCCAGUUUGUGCUGUGGAUGCUAUCUAUGUGGAGGACUCAAAGAUCCUGGUGGCCUCCUCAGCAUCCGACUCCACAGUCAGACUGUGGCUCUGCAAUGAAGCAAAAGAAGCUGAGUGUCUCCAUACCUUAUCGUUUGGCACCAGUUUCAUGAUGGAUGUCUCUCUGGCACUGUUGCCAGGCAGCAGAGUUCCCAUACUGGCCUGUGGGGGUGAUAACUCUCAGGUGCAUCUGUAUGUGCAGUCCAACGGAGAGCUCCAGAAGGCCAUGUCACUGCAAGGACACGAAGACUGGGUCCGUGGAGUGGCCUGGGCAUCUCUAGGUGGGGAGCUGUUAUUAGCCAGCUGUUCCCAGGACUGCCUCAUCAGAGUGUGGAGGCUGUGUGCCAAGUCUGGGACAGAUGCCCGCAUAGAGGACAAUCUCACCAUCAUCAAAAUGAAAGAGGAUGUUUUUGAAGUGAAGGAUAGAGACGUGUCCUCAGUGUUUGCUGUGUCUCUUGAGACCGUCCUGGCAGGCCAUGAGAACUGGGUCUAUGGAGUCCACUGGCAGCCUCCUCUCUACAAAGGCGGUGAGCUGCAACAGUCUCUCAGUCUGCUUUCUGCCUCCAUGGACAAAACCAUGAUCCUCUGGGCUCCUGAGGAGGGAUCUGGAGUCUGGGUGGAGCAGGUGCGUGUAGGGGAGGUUGGUGGCAACACUCUGGGUUUCUACGGCUGCCAGAUGAGUCCGGAUGGCUCCAUGAUCGUGGCUCACGCUUUUCAUGGAGCUCUACAUCUCUGGUGCAAAGACAAAGACAAAGAGGGACAUUGGAGGCCUGGGGUUGUGAUAUCAGGUCACUUUAAUGAGGUCCAGGACCUGAGCUGGGAUCCUGAGGGUGAGUUCAUCCUCAGCGUGGGCUCGGACCAGACCACCAGACUCUUCACUCCAUGGAGGAAACAAGAUGCCAAACAGGCAACCUGGCAUGAAAUCUCACGGCCACAGAUCCAUGGAUACGACAUGCAGUGUCUGGCAAUGGUUGGAAGGUUUCAGUUUGUGUCGGGAGCUGAUGAGAAGGUCCUGCGGGUGUUUCAAGCACCUCGUAAUUUUGUGGAGAACUUUGCUAACAUCUCUGGGACCUCAAGAGAAAAGCUUUUGACAUCUAGUGACUCUGCCAACCUUCCAGAAGGAGCCAGCACACCUGCCUUGGGUCUGUCCAACAAGGCUGUAUUUCAAGGUGACCUUGCCCCAAAAAACAAUGAAGAAGAGCGGCAGUUCAACAGUGUAUCUGAUCAAUACCAGGAGUCUUACUUCCACCCACUCAUCAUGACUGAGCCCCCACCAGAGGAUCAUCUUCUCCAGAACACUCUGUGGCCUGAGGUCCAGAAACUGUACGGCCAUGGCUUUGAGAUGUUCUGUCUUGCUUCAGACAGCCACAGGGCGGUGCUGGCAUCUGCAUGCAAGGCAUCUAAAGCCGAGCAUGCAGCAGUUCUGCUGUGGAGUACAGCCACAUGGCGCCAGCUGCAGAUGCUGCCGUGCCACACCCUCACUGUCACCCAGAUGGCCUUCUCCCCUGAUGCACAGCUCCUAUUGGCUGUUUCCCGUGAUCGCACCUGGUCUUUAUGGAGACGGAACCUGCCCACACCUGAAAGUCCAGAGCCCCAGUUCUCGCUGUAUGCACACACAGGGAAGGACACAGCCAUACACAGCCGUAUCAUUUGGUCAUGUGACUGGAGCCCAGACAGCAAAUACUUUGUGACAUCCAGUCGGGACAAGAAGGUGAUAGUGUGGGGGCCGUGCAGAUUAGAGGACUCUGUAGACACUAUGCUUCCUCCUGAGAUUAAGCCAUGUUCUUCCAUUUUGGAUGUGGGAGAUUCUGCUACUGCUGUGGCUUUCUGCCCUGUACUCUGCUCUGAUAACAGCUACCUGCUUGCAGUGGGGCUGGAGUGUGGCAGGAUAUUGCUGUACAGGUGGAGCCCUGGCCAGGAGCCUGCUAGAGGACAUGACUGGAGCAGCUGUGGAGAAACAGACAUCUCACAAAGCCAUGCUUUGAGGGUCAAGAGGCUUCGCUGGAGGCCCAGGACUGGCCGAGUAGGUCAAGAGAACCACAAGAAGGAUGGACAGACUGACGGAGAGAGUGAAGUCGAGGAGGAAAGCUCCUGGGUCCAGCUUGCCAGCGCCAGCGCCGACCAUUCUGUCAAAAUCUUCAACAUCAACAAACGGGCUCUUUAGCACCACCAACAGUGACACUAUUGUGUCUCUCACACACAGAGAGACACUUGGACUGAGGGCCACAGGCCUCACUGUGGCACAAAGGCCACAGCUGCUAGCUGGCAAGCCAUUCACUCCCUGUGACAGCCAGUUAAGUCAUGGGUCAGUCGCAGGACAAACCUACAGCACACAUGCCCCGCAGAGUGUCUGCACACAGCUGAAAAGAUUUGAUUGGUGGAAGCAAGAUGGUGAAAACACCAUGACCCUAGGGUGGUAUUUUGUUUAGACACUUCACAGUAUUUUAGAUUCAGAGAACAUGACGCUGCUGGAUAUCAGAUCGCAUAUUUAAACUGGUUAUCCAAGUAAACAUUUAGAUGGUAAAGGGAUGCUUUUCAGUAACAAAUCAAGGAAGUUGCACGAAUGUAUGGUGUGUAAUUUUUUCGGGGGGGACAAAUAUAUUAAAUGUUUUUAUAUCCAAAAUAUAUUUUGUCUUUUUGGUCUCUCAAUGAAGUUCUAGUAAUUGUAAAACCACAGAACUCUUAAAUACAAGAUAGUGCAAGAUCACAAAACAUGAAUAGUGUGUAGCAGAGCCAUAACAUAGUUCCUGUGUUUAUACAUGUUUUAGCCCAAUUACUAAAGACUUAAUGUACAUUGCAGGUUACCAUUUUCAAAGUCAUCUUGCUGUAUUUUUAUAUUACUUUCAUGUCUUCCAGGCAGUCAGUGGUUUCCAUUUAUUUCUGUAUGAAAAGAAUCUGCAGACUCUUGUAGAGGUCGACCGAUAUGGAUUUUCUCUCGCCGAUGCCGAUCUUUAGAAAUCAAGGUCAGCCGAUGGCCGAUAAAUGCUGCCGAUUUUUUUUUGGCCGAUAUGUGCUUGUUUUUAAACCUCUAUUUGAA